Molecule: messenger RNA, 1539 nt
Organism: Arachis stenosperma
Lineage: Eukaryota; Viridiplantae; Streptophyta; Magnoliopsida; Fabales; Fabaceae
Product: rRNA-processing protein EFG1-like
Exons: 6
Coding region: 138-1151 (337 amino acids)
Biological process (GO): maturation of SSU-rRNA from tricistronic rRNA transcript (SSU-rRNA, 5.8S rRNA, LSU-rRNA)
Cellular component (GO): preribosome, small subunit precursor; nucleolus
Source: RefSeq, a predicted model, not a curated record
ACUGGUCGUUUCGCAAGGCGCCCGCAAAUAACAAUCAUAAAACCCUAACCAUUCUAUUUACCCAAACAUGGACUCUGGAUUCCCAUUGACACACUAGAAGUCGCACAGAAUCGAAUUCGCAACACACGUAGCAUAUAAUGGCUCACGGCGGCUACAACAAGCGGCGCGUGAGGGUCAACCCCGCAAGUCGCCGGUCCAACUCCUCGUCCACCGCCUCCACGUCCGCUCCUAAGGCUCUCAAGCCUAAACCGCCGGUUUCACUCAAAAACCAGAUUCGGUCGGCGGAGCGUAUGCUGCGGAAGCAGAACCUGCCGGCGGAGGUGAGGGAGGCGCAGCAGCAGAAGCUCGACGCGCUCAAGAAGCAGCAGGAGAUCCAUACGCGCCUCGCCGCCGAGCGCAAGAUCUUCCUCCGCGAUAGGAAGAUCAAGUUCUUCGAGCGCAGGAAGAUCGAGAGGCGCAUCAGGCGCCUCGAGAAGCUUCAGCGCGCCGCUUCCCACCAGAUACAAGCAUCUGAGGCUUCCGAACAGCUUUCCAAGCUUAAGAAAGAUCUUCAAUACGUUAUGUACUUUCCAAAGACUGAGAAGUAUGUUCCUUUGUUUACCGGAGGUGAUGAUUCGGAGAUAGUUGACAGGAGGAACGGGCUGCGGAAGCAGAUUGAGGACAGAUUGAUUGCGGCGGCAGCAAGUGGCAAGGACUUAGAAGAGACUGGCAGUGAGGAUGAUGGCCUUUUGGAUCUGAGUGAAGAUGAUUUUUUCCUCGCUGGGAGUUCUAGUGAUGAAGCAGAUGCAGAUGAUGAAUGGACAGACAAAAGUACGAGAGAGCAGGCUUCUAGUGCAUCUGGCAAAGCAGUGUCUGGUGGCAUGUCCAGUGAUGAAAAAAAUCAGAGACAGAUUUCUGCUAGAGCUUUAAUGCCCCCUCCUCGCCCCUCAAACAAGAAGCUGUCAAGGUUUGGGUCAACUUCAGGCCAAAAUUCAUCUAGACUAAGAUCUGAUAUUUCCACAUCCAGCAACACUUCAAAUAGCAAAAGCAGCUCAGACUUUAGAUCAAGGGGACCUUCAAGCACAGGCCAUGGUAGUAGUCUAAGCUCCAACUCUGAUGCGCACAAACCUCGUAGAAAGAGGAGGCCUAAGAAGAAAAAGAAGCAGGCAUGAAGGUCAAAUUGAGGAGUACUGCUACAAGCAAUUGAAAUUAAUUGAAAUUAGCUUCUUCGCAUUCAUUCAAGAUUCCUAGGGUUAUGUUUUUCCCUAGAUGGGUCAAGUCACGUUCAUCUGUGGUGUGGAGCAGCCGCGGAAUCCUGUCACUGGUUAAUAUUAUAUGAUAAUCAUAUAUUCACAUAUUGUGCUGACCUUGUUAGGUUAGAUCGGGAAUUCGUUAUUGUAGAUUAACUUUUGACAGUGAUUUACAAAGUCACAAUGUGUCUUACUGUAUAUUUUGUUCAAUGCUGAUUUCUUUGUUCGGGAUAGCAUCCUGCACUCCUGCUCUCCAGCGAGUUUUGGCGCCUGAACUUUUAAAUUACAACCACAUUUGGGCAUUGACGAA